AUCACAAAAGGGUCGCGUGGCCGUCAGGUUCGCACCGGACCGGUGUCCGUAUUUUCGUAAGCUGGUGAAACGAAAAUCAGUGUUUUCCCGUUCGAGAAAGUCUGGGAAAAUCCGGUUAAAUUGUGGUGGAUGCGCCGGGCGAUGCACGAGUCCACAAACUUUAGUCCCGAAAGUAAACCAGAAUGGGUUUUCCGGCGUCGUGGUUCAUCUAGCGUAUCCCUACUAUCCGCAGCUCUUCCCUCUCUGUCUAGCAAAAAAUUCAAACAGUUCACCACUUUCCGUGAUAGAGUCGCGUGCCGCACAGUUCUGUUCAAACUGUCAUUGCUAAAGCAAGUGCCGCACACGAUGGCCAAAAUCUGAAUUCGUGUCUAUCGAUGGUUCGGCAUGACGCUUUUUCUCGGGAUUCUUUUACUUACCCUCACCACCUUUACGGAUAUCGGCCAAAUUUCUGCAAAUAAAUCGGCAAACCCUCUUGUUAUAAAAGCAGGAGCCAUAGAAGAGGACUGCACCGAUUUUCAAGGACAAACGAUAGCUCAUGGCCUACUAUAUGUCCCCGGUCCGGCGGUGUGCACGAUGUGCGUUUGUUAUCACUCGGAGCCUAUGUGGUGUAAAGCGAUUUAUUGCGAUCCGCCUUACUUCUGCAAGGAAUUUCGUGUGGGCGAGAGAUGCUGCGAAUUUGAGUGCUUAAAUCCGCCGGGCGAUGAGGCCUCGAAACUGCUGGAGAAGUAUCGACAAAAAUUCAAGAUCAAUUCGCAAGGGAAAUGCUCAAUUCUGCCAAUGAUGAUCAUUUUAAUAAUAGCCGGAUUGAUAAGGUCGUUCGUUUGAAAAUGUUAUCCGUACCAAAGCUUAGCAACUUAGGGUAGAUUUCUAUAGCUUUUUGACCAAUUUACUCACGUUAGAGGUUUUCGGAAUACUAUUUUCUCGUUUCUUUCUUGUUUGGUUUGUCUUCCUCUGCAGGAUUCUACUAUUACACGAUUUGUGUGUAUUUUCCAAACAACUGUACUGUAGGGUAGUUCGAUUAUGGAAAUUGGAUUUUUUUCUCCAACUUUUCGCUUCUAAAGUUAAGGCGUAAUAUAAGGUUUGUACAAAAUUUUGUUGGCCUUAGACACAGUGAUUGAAAGUUUAUAUACUUGAAAUUCUACGUAAACGUUGUUAAAUGUUUAAAUUUUAAUUACCUUUGUAUAAAGACAGAUGCGGAAUAUUAUUGGUGCAACUCUAGUUGCAAUUGUCCUUGAACAUUUUCCAGUGUAUCUAUAACAUUACUAAACAGUGUCUCCCGGGCGCUUGCAACGUCCUGAGUUUUUUAUUUCUGACCUUUCAUGAUACAGGGUAUCAACAGGCUUUCUGUACAUUUAUAUCUCUUUUUGCUAGCUAAAUAGCCAUUUUUUAGCGAACUGACAACCAAAGCGCCAAUAAUGUUGCAGUGCAUCGUAAACCGAUAUUUUUUUAAAUGCCCUGUAUAUUAAUCAGUGCUUAUUAAUACUGAACGCUAAGCUAUUAUGUGAUAUUAUCUACGAUGCAUGUUUCCAACGAUAAUGUAUCAGUACCAACGUUGUUAUCCCUGACCAAAUUGUUGCAAAUUUUACAAUCGUUACAAAAACUCUACUUACGAAACACUUGUACUUUUCAGUUAUACCAAUUCGAAAUAAAUUAUAAACAUGUAGUCCUACUUUGUUAUAUAAACUGUUGCUAAAUUAAAACUUUAAAUACACUUAAUAAAGAUUUUUUCACUAUAUGUGCUGUAAGCUGUUACCCUUAACAAUAUACUCAACUGUUGUUAUUUAACUUUACUAGUGACGGCCAAAUAUGUCAAUUAUUUAUACUUAAUAAUUAUACCUACGACAUACCGUUACGUAACACAUAUCUUGACAAGUUAAACCAGUGUAAUUUUAAAUGGAAUAAACACUUAUU
Messenger RNA from Zophobas morio, 1911 nucleotides. Its product is annotated as integral membrane protein DGCR2/IDD. The record is from RefSeq and is a predicted model, not a curated record. NCBI's taxonomy places the organism in Eukaryota, Metazoa, Arthropoda, Insecta, Coleoptera, Tenebrionidae. The transcript has 4 exons. The coding region runs from base 385 to 825 and encodes 146 amino acids. Gene Ontology annotation, cellular component: membrane.